AGGUCAUGGAAUUUGUGUUUUUGCUAAAUAUUGCUUUUGGCAACUGAAGAAGUCAUCUAUAUAAUAUAGUUCAAGGCUAAUGUUUUGAUGUGUUAUUUCAGUUUGAGUGUGAGAGUGAUUUUUUUCUUGCCUUCCUGUGAAGCUGAGGCAGACCCUCCAUCAUUGUCUGGAGUGAAAAAGGAAGUGAGGGCUGGAGAGAGUGUGACUGUUUCCUGUUCCGUGUCUCAUUCCUGUCCCCCUCACCCUCCAACCAUUACCUGGAGUCAUAACGGCAGUAUCACUGUCCAAUCAGAGCAACAGACGGCGGGACAACAUCAACUAACCUCCAGCCUGACCUUUAAUGCCAUCGCCUCAGACCACCAACAGCCAAUCACGUGCUCUGCUCAGUAUCAUGGCGGGAAGAAGGCCAUCAUCUCCGUCAUCCUCAGCGUGACCUCUGCGACACAAACUGAACCUGUGACACAAACACCUCACACCAGUACUGAGAGGAAUACAACAACAGCAUCCCCUGUAACAGACGACAUUCUCAUCAAAAUUCUACCUGCGACAGGUGCUCUGUGUAUUGGCAUUGCCAUGCUUGUGUGCUGCAUAUGCCACAGGGCACAUAAGCGAAAACACACCACACAAUGUCCCAAAAAUGUAUACACGCUCUCAGGUGAGAGGCCAUGCCUUGAGAUGACUGAUCCCGUGUACGCCAACACUGAAGUGAUUAAGGCUGGCACAGAUGUUGGUCAUGAAGAUGAAGUGUAUGCAAAUGUGGAGUUUCUGCAGAGCCAAGACGCUGCAGUGGAGGGGAAUCAUGGAUUUGGAUCUUUCGCAGAGCCAGAUGAAGACAUCUAUGCCAACACGGAGUAAGGGACACAGAACGGAACAGAAAGAGACAGAGCAAUACUCAGUACAGCCGAAUGAUGCCUGAUUUGGAAAAUGGUGAACUCAAGAUGAGUCCAAAAAAAAAACAAGUAAAAAAAUAUACCCAGUGAGGUCUCAUUUUACCCAAGUACAGUAUGGAGUGUUGUUUGGAAAUACGUUAAAUAUAUCAUAUGGAUAUGCGUUUCAUUGUACAUAAAGAUUGUAUAUGUAAGACUUCCGCCUUUCAAUACGUUCCAAUGUAAUUAAUCUAAUUCAGAUGUAGCACUUAGAGCACUUC
This is a messenger RNA of Clupea harengus (Atlantic herring), 1147 nucleotides long. RefSeq lists its product as uncharacterized. The transcript has 7 exons. The record is from RefSeq and is a predicted model, not a curated record. Bases 88 to 855 code for a protein of 255 amino acids. Lineage: Eukaryota; Metazoa; Chordata; Actinopteri; Clupeiformes; Clupeidae.